Molecule: messenger RNA, 1227 nt
Organism: Paramacrobiotus metropolitanus
Lineage: Eukaryota; Metazoa; Tardigrada; Eutardigrada; Parachela; Macrobiotidae
Exons: 3
Coding region: 146-970 (274 amino acids)
Biological process (GO): mitochondrion organization
Cellular component (GO): mitochondrial inner membrane
Source: RefSeq, a predicted model, not a curated record
AUGGCCAGAUGGUUCUUAACUUCUUACAAUUAUUAGACUGCAAAUUCCGAUGCAAUGAAUGGCAUGGUCUCGCAAGACAGGUCGUUGGAGUAGUUGUUUGAUCAGUUCGCAUGGAUCCAUGCGAUGAUGCCGUGCAGGACCUAAAAUGAUAACGUUUCACCUGCUGAUUUCCUGGAUGGAGAAGCUCUCGAAAAGAGAGCACAAUAACAUCAUUAUUUUCUUGCACAGUUGCGGACCUUUAGUUAGUUUUGCUCUUGAGUGCAGUAAGACUUGGUUCCUCCAUCGACACUGUUGUUUGAUUCGAGAGUGUGUGUGGAAUUUGACUUCAAAAUCAGAGAAUGUGACCGAGCAUCCCGUUGAAAACAUGCUGGAACCGCUGAAAGGCCCUUUUAUUGUGGUGCGCGAUCAGGUGCCUCGCGGCCAGGAAUCCCCAACGUCCUACAGCAGCAGUAACGGCAACGGUGAUACGCAGUCAGAAGCUGGUCAGGUGAACAACAACAACAAUGGUCCCUCUUGGAUCCUCUCGGAACUGGAGCUGGCCAUGGAGGCCAAUCCGCCCUUCAUCAUUGUGGAUUCGCUCUACGCGGAGGAAGUGGCUAAGAAUAUCUACCGCGGAAAUCUCUGUCGCAUGAUGGCGGUGACGGGCAGCGUCAUCUCGGCUGGUUUGGCCUUUAGCCGUCCCACGCUGCCGGUUGCGGUGCCCAUUCUGUCGAUGACACUGGCCACUGCGGGAUUUUAUGGUGUAUUCUACAUGCGUGAUCCCAGUCUGAAGUAUCUGGUGCUGGGCAGACGUUGGCGGACGAGUGGCUUCCAGUUGAACAGUGAUCAUUUUCUCUACAGUGAUCAGCCGCCGUUGAUCUUGAAAGCCGCUAAUUCACGCUUCCGAAAGGCGCUGAGAAUUUUACCCACGUUUCUGCCCCUAUUGAGUGUGGGAAUUGUUGUCUAUCGCUUUUGGAAAGUUUUAUCGUGAAAGCCUUACGUGUUCUGUAUCUUCAGAACCACAGCUUGGUUUGUUCCCUUUCAGUUAUAUUUAGAGUUUCCGAAAAAAUCUUGAAUAUUCUCGCAUGUGUUUGCUCAGAAAUAUAGAUGAAGUUGCUGUGGAAAGUACGUAAUGUUACACAGGCAGGUUGCGCUUGAUCUGCUGUUGUUUACAUAGAACUUGAUAGAAGUAUGAAUAAAAUGCUGCUAACAAGUUUUACCAUGACGAAUAAAGUUUCAAACAAGGCU